Messenger RNA from Closterium sp. Naga37s-1, 1278 nucleotides. The record is from the annotation of a GenBank genome assembly. NCBI's taxonomy places the organism in Eukaryota, Viridiplantae, Streptophyta, Zygnematophyceae, Desmidiales, Closteriaceae.
AUGUGUGUUCUAACUCUGAAUGAACCCCCCUCGCUGCUCGCUGCCAGAUGGCAUGAGGUUGGAGCAGCUGCGCCUGCAGCUCAACUCAAAGAAGUCGCUCCUCGCACAUGCCAACGCCGUGCUGGCCAUGCGGAGAGCAGCAUUGGCGCACGGAGGAGCAGCAAGGGCGGGUGGAGCAAGUGCGAGUUCACUCUCUCCAUCUGCGGCCUCCGCCUUCCCUCCUCUGACGCCCACAUCCCGUUGAUACCUCCGUUGGAGCUCGCAGCAGCCAUAGGCUGCUUGAUUCGACUCCUCGAUCUGCUCUCCAAGUACCUCUCCUUCCCUUUACUGCAUGUCGCUGCCUUUGCUGCAUCAUCAUCCAAGGUGUGGCAUCGACAGUCCUACUGGUCACUCACUCCCCCAACCAACCCCAGGGAUGGGAUUUCCUUCUCUCUCACACCAUCUCACUCACACGCACCGUUUCCCUCCUCUCUCGACUCCUCCUCCCACUCCCCCUCCUCCCCUCCCUUUUCCUCCAACCUCCCCUCCUCUCCCUCCGCCUCCACACACUCCUCUGCCUCCACCCUUCCUGGAAGCUUCCUCUCUUCCUCCUUCGCCUGCAACUCUCUCUUUGGCUCGUGGGCUGGGAUACCACCUUCCCCGCUACAAGACGAAGCAGGCAACCCGAUAAAUUUCUCCCAUGCCUCGGCAGCGAAUCAGCAGCUGCCACCUGGCGAGAUCAAGCAGGUUCGGCGAGGGCUGCGCUUGCUUCGGAGAAGUGCUGCCUGCCUUGCCGCCGCCCAUGCCGGCAGGUUUGGGAUCGCCAAACCUGGAGAUGAGGCUCGUGGAGGAGGUGGUGCAGAGCUGGACGACUUUGCUGAGCUGGCAAUGAUGAUGUCGGCGGCCACGCGGGAUACGCGGCUACCCUUUCUGCGCAACCAGGGAUGUGACUCGUCGUUGUUUUUCUGCCCACCAACCACUACUCAGCCUCCCCACCUAAAACCGCACCAUCCAGCCCUCCCCCCCUUCGCCGCUGCUACUUCUCCCACUGCUGCUGCCGAAGGGGGAGCAGGGGAGGGGGUGCAGGUGCCUCACGAGAACCUUCUUGGAAACUCCCUUGUUGAGGACUAUAUCAGCACAACAGCAGCAGCCUUGCCGCAAGGUCUCAAAUCACCGUGUAGAGUCAUUCCUAUAGAAGCGCGAGCACAAGUGCCCGCUUUUUCCCCACUCGACCUUUCACUCCUCCCUCUGCCCCCCUCUCCCCUCUUCCAAGCAGCACGGUCGCAGAAUACCCUGUAA